Molecule: messenger RNA, 2141 nt
Organism: Condylura cristata (star-nosed mole)
Lineage: Eukaryota; Metazoa; Chordata; Mammalia; Eulipotyphla; Talpidae
Gene: MINDY1
Product: family with sequence similarity 63, member A
Exons: 11
Coding region: 373-1770 (465 amino acids)
Biological process (GO): protein K48-linked deubiquitination
Cellular component (GO): cytosol; cell periphery
Molecular function (GO): cysteine-type carboxypeptidase activity; K48-linked deubiquitinase activity; cysteine-type deubiquitinase activity
Source: RefSeq, a predicted model, not a curated record
GCCAGAGCCCACCGCGGCGGAGCGGCGCCACUUCUUUGAGAAACAGAAGGGCGAGCACAGCCGGUGUCUUUGGCGAGCGCAGAGGACCGAGGCCAGCGCGCCAGCUCAGCCCCGGAGUCCAGGCGUCCAGGGAAGCCUGCCCAGACUCUGGCCGGAGCCCGGAGCCGCACUGCACACUCCAAGGAGCCCUCUGUCCACCACGCCGGGGCUGCUGCUCGGCCUGCAGGGACUGCAGGCCCCAGCCCACCACGCCAGCCCCGCCCCAGGCCUUUUCUAGACCCAUGAGCUCCUCCCUGGCGCCAGCUCUCCGUCGCCGGCCACGCCUGGGUUAGGCCGGCUUCUGGACAGCAGGGCCUCCGGGCCCCUCUGACCAUGGAGCACCCUGAGCCCGGGGCCGGCGGUGGAACCGGGACCGCAGGCCUGGGGAGCCCUGACCACCGGGACACUCUGUCAGAACUGGACAAACUGCCUCAAGACACGGGCCGUGGAGAGGCUGCCGGGGCCAGCGAACAGGACCCCGUAGGACCCGCUUCGCUGCCUGCCCAGAGCCAGGGUGACCUCCAGCCUCUGCCGCCCGAUGGUCCCGCCAGCGGGGCCGGGCACCCCAACCAGGCUGCCCCUGAGGAGCCGGUGGGGCCCGAGGGGGCGAGCCCCAGGCCCCAGGAGGCCCCCCAGUCCCCCAGGGCCCGGCAGCCCGAGCAAGAUUUCUACUGUGUCAAGUGGAUCUCCUGGAAGGGCCAGCAGACGCCCAUCAUCCUGCAGAACGCCAACGGCCCCUGCCCACUGCUCGCCAUCAUCAACAUCCUCCUCCUGCAGUGGAAGGUGAAGCUGCCCCCCCAGAAGGAGGUCAUCACGUCGGAGGAGCUCAUGGCCCAUCUUGGGGACCGCCUCCUGAGCAUCAGGCCACAGGAGAAGGCCGAGGGGCUUCAGCUCAACUUCCAGCAGAACGUGGACGACGCGAUGACCGUGCUGCCCAAACUGGCCACGGGCCUGGACGUCAAUGUGAGGUUCACGGGCGUCUCGGACUUCGAGUACACGCCCGAGUGCAGCAUCUUCGACUUGCUGGGCACCCCCCUGUACCACGGCUGGCUGGUCGACCCCCAGAGCCCCGAGGCGGCGGCCGCAGUGGGGAAACUGAGCUACAACCAGCUGGUGGAGAAGAUCAUCGCCUGCAAGCACUCCAGCGACACCGGCCUGGUGACGGAAGGCCUGAUCGCCGAGCAGUUCCUGGAGACCACGGCGGCCCAGCUCACCUACCACGGCCUGUGCGAGCUGACGGCGGCCGCCAAGGAGGGGGAGCUCAGUGUCUUCUUCCGAAACAACCACUUCAGCACCAUGACCAAGCACAAGAGCCACCUGUACCUGCUGGUCACGGACCAGGGCUUCCUGCAGGAGGGGCAGGUGGUGUGGGAAAGCCUGCACAGCGUGGACGGGGACAGCUGCUUCUGCGACUCCGACUUCCGCCUCAGCCACUGCCCGGGCCCGGACGGCGCGGCCGGCCCCGCCGAGCGGCAGCGGCAGGCAGAGCAGGACUACCUGGCGGCCUUGUCCCUGCAGCCGCAGGGCGCCUCGGGCCUCAGUGACCUGGAGCUGGCCCGGCAGCUUCAGCAGGAGGAGUACCAGCCCGCCGGCCGGCCGGGCCCGCGGAGCGCACACCCGCGGACAGAGCGUCUUUGUGGGUCCCUCCAGGGGAGAGGAGCCCCAGCUGGACGCCCCGCGGGGGAGCGGCGGCAGAGGCCGAAGCAAGAGUCGGACUGUGUCCUCCUGUAGCCGGCCAGCGCCGGCCUCGGCCUCUCCCGCAGCGGCUGCAGCUGCCUGGCUUGCGCCCAGCUCCGCCCUGAGAGCCACAGGGUAACUCGUAUGUGAACCGCUGGGCACGCGGAAGGCGGCAAAUGCCAAGGCCAGACCCGGGGCGUCCUCGCCUGGCAUGCUGCUGCGGCCCCCAGCGCGCCGGGCGUGGGAUUCCCUCCCGGCCCUCGCCCGAGCAGCCGGACAGCAGGCUGGGCCAGCUGGGCCACGGCCCGCCCACCCACCAGCCGCAUUCCAGCCCAGCUCGGGGCUCCUGCCCAGGGUUGGGCUGGGUCUCUAGCCCCAUUAUCUGUAAUGCUCCCUAGGGAUUUGGAAAUAAAACUUUUCUGAGA